Callorhinchus milii (elephant shark) is the source of this 1243-nucleotide messenger RNA. RefSeq lists its product as uncharacterized. The record is from RefSeq and is a predicted model, not a curated record. Gene Ontology annotation, molecular function: lipid carrier activity; phospholipid binding. Gene Ontology annotation, biological process: high-density lipoprotein particle assembly; high-density lipoprotein particle remodeling; high-density lipoprotein particle clearance. Gene Ontology annotation, cellular component: low-density lipoprotein particle; high-density lipoprotein particle; very-low-density lipoprotein particle. NCBI's taxonomy places the organism in Eukaryota, Metazoa, Chordata, Chondrichthyes, Chimaeriformes, Callorhinchidae. The transcript has 6 exons. Bases 438 to 1127 code for a protein of 229 amino acids.
GGGUAAGCAGCUCGGAGAGAUUGGGAGGUGCGAGGGCAUGAAGGGAUUUGAAAAGGAGUGAGAGGAUCCUCAAAUCAUUCCUUUUGGUAAUUGGGAGCCUGUGGAGCAUAGCAAGGACUGGUGUGAUGGGGGAUUCAGAGUUUAGUGUGUAUGAUAGGGAGCCGAUGGAGACCCGCGAAGCUGGGGUGAAGGGGGUACGGAGAUAAUGUGUGUGAUAGACAGCCAGUGGAGCCUGGCAAGGGCUGGGAUGAUGGGGGCAAAGAGCUUAGCGUGGGUGACAGAGAGUCUACGGAGCUUGCCGAGGGCUGGGGUGAUGAGGAGUCACGGAGGUUAGUGUGUGACGGGGAGCAUGGUGAGGACUGGGGUGGUGUGCAUCUGAAAGGAACAAAGUGUUCCCAGCAAAUGCCACGUCGCUGGUUAAUAAUCCUGGUUUACUGAUGUCACCACAAGCUCUAUUUAACCUCCCUACUCGCUGGCUGUACGCACAUUGCUGUGUCCGCACUGCGUCCAGUCGGAGGAACCUCGUUUACUGUGUAGACUCCGCAAGUUGUCUUUGUUUUCUCACCAUGAUCUUUCAGCAGGUUUGUAUCUGGUUCUUCUGCCUGUUUUGUCUGGGCGUCCAGGGAGGAACGAGCUGUGACUUCAACGAUGAGUUAUAUGCAGCCGACUUGGCCAAGAGCAACAAGUUUUAUGGCCGGUGGUACCUGAUUAUGCAAGCCUCCUCCACGAAGGCCGGAUUGGAGAAAAUCAGGAAACUAGACAACGCUAUCUACACCUUAAUCAAAAGAGACGACCUGAAGAUGUUUGCCAAAGGGGACGUGAGAGCUGCAAAUGCAGAUGCCUGUAUUCACAAUGAGUGGAUGUUCCAUGUUAAUUCAGCGACCAAGCAUAUGAUGAGGGAUGAUGUCUCGCAUCGGGGACACCGUAUAUAUUCACCUGAUUGCAAGAAUUGUAUGAUUCUGCGUGAGACACAGAAAACAGGCAAACGGGUCUUUGACAGAAUAUUACUGUACGCCAGGAAUAAUAGGGUAUGCAAGCCAACGAUGAAUGAUUUCCGAACCCGAGCCAAUUGCCUGAACAUGAACGAGAUCUUUGUCCUGCCUCAAAAAUUGGCAUUUUGUGCUUGAACAUCACCCAACUCUGGAAAGCUUGAAACAUGAUGCUCGAAGCCCCUCUUCUCUCUGCUUACGUCUCCCCCACCUCUCUCUCUCUCUCUCUAUUGGUCUUUCUCAUCAAUAAAUUA